CCUUCCUUCGUCCCCAAGGCCCAAACCGCGGGGUGCGGCUCGGCCCCUUCCUCGCCGCCCUUUUCUCGCGCACUCGGCACUCGCAUAGUCAUCGCAUCUUGGCUGCUCACCCCCCCCGGCACCUGCAGAAUCCCCAUCCGCCUUCCACUUCCACCGAGGCGGAGGAUGGCCUCCGACGACAGCAGCUCGAGCCACCCGACGGAGAAGAAGGAGGAGGCCGCCGCCGCCGCCGCCGGUGGAGCUGGCUUCGACGACCUGGAGGACCCGCGGUUCCAGUGCUGCGUAUGCCUGGAGCUUCUCUAUAAACCAGUUGUUAUUGCAUGUGGUCAUAUGUCAUGUUUCUGGUGCGUCCAUAAAGCUAUGCAUUACGCCCGGGAAUCCCAUUGUGCAAUAUGCAGGCAACCUUAUACUCAUUUCCCAAGUAUCUGCCAACUCCUCCAUCACUUGCUUUUAAAGCUUGAACCCGUGGAAUACAAAAAGAGGGAAAUGGAAGUACUAGAGCAAGAGAGGAGCGUGGAUACCUUUUCUCCACAAAUCAUUGAGUUCUUAAACUCCAAGAACAACAAUGGCGAAAAUGGAAAAGAUUGGGGCAACAAGCUUGAAGAUGGCAAAACUGGACCUCCAGGAGAAGCCUCAGUUGAUGACAGUACUAUGAACGAGCAUUCAAUGAAAAUAAAGUUAGAUGAUGUGUCUUGUCCUAUCUGCAAGGAGCUGCUGUAUCAACCUGCUGUUCUUAACUGUGGUCAUGUGUAUUGCAUAUCUUGUUUGCCUUCCGUGGGUGAUGAAGCAUUGAAAUGUCAAGUCUGUGGAGGUCUUCAUCCUGGAGAUUUUCCUAAUGUUUGUUUAGAUCUUGACCACUUUCUGGAAGAAUAUUUUCCAGCAGAAUAUGAAUCAAGACGCAAGAAACUUCAGCUUGAGAAUAGCCAAUGCAAUCCUGAAGGAUCAUCUUCAAGUACUUCAUGCAAGAAGGGAACUUUUGUACAGAAGACUCUAGACUUAUCAAAUGUUCACAUUGGAGUUGGCUGUGACUCAUGUGGGGUCUAUCCGAUACGAGGCAAGCGAUACAAAUGCAAGGAUUGCACAGAGGCAAUUGGAUUCGACCUUUGCGGGGAAUGCUACGACAGCACUUCAAAGCUCCCAGGCCGCUUUAAUCAGCAGCACACACCUGACCACAGGAUGGAACUCGAUAAUUCAUCACUGUUUGACGCGUUCCUGAGAUUCCAAGGGAUACCCGCGGAGGGUCUGCAGCAGCUGGUACAACAAAUGGAGCUCAUUGGUGCUGGUGGCAUGGUGCAGAUAGUGGCUGAUGAUGAAGAGAUGGAGGACAAUCAUGAGGAUGCUUAGUUGCUGUAGGAACCAAGCAAGCAUUUCUAGCAAAGCUGGUUUGGGGAGCGAGCCUUGAAAUAUUGUGGACUUGUGGUGAUCGGAUUAAAUGAAUGUAGUGUUUGUCCUUGAUUCCUUUUGGGUCCGAAGGUCAAUUAGUCUUGUUUAUGCUUUCGUACAUUUAUUUAUUACUGUAUUAUAUUAGUCUUCCAUCUAUAUAAUAAUAAAAAGAAAUUAUAUAUC
Triticum aestivum (bread wheat) is the source of this 1566-nucleotide messenger RNA. Its product is annotated as E3 ubiquitin-protein ligase PRT1. The record is from RefSeq and is a predicted model, not a curated record. Gene Ontology annotation, molecular function: ubiquitin protein ligase activity; zinc ion binding. The transcript has 8 exons. Gene Ontology annotation, biological process: proteasome-mediated ubiquitin-dependent protein catabolic process. The coding region runs from base 166 to 1344 and encodes 392 amino acids. NCBI's taxonomy places the organism in Eukaryota, Viridiplantae, Streptophyta, Magnoliopsida, Poales, Poaceae.